Molecule: messenger RNA, 216 nt
Organism: Racocetra fulgida
Lineage: Eukaryota; Fungi; Glomeromycota; Glomeromycetes; Diversisporales; Gigasporaceae
Source: the annotation of a GenBank genome assembly
AUGAUUGAACUGGUAAAUAACAAGAAUAUAGAUCUGGCUGAGGUUAGGAAUUUAGGUAAAAGAAAGCAAGAUGAUAUAAAUAAUGAAUCAGAUGAAUAUAAUAACAAAGAUGAUGAGAUAAAUCAAGUAACUGCUAUAAGAAGACCAAAAAAAUGGAAUAAAGCAUGUGAUUUGCAAUUACAAAAAGUUAAAGAUAAUUUGAAUAGACAAAGCUGA